UACUGACGGCGUACGGACUUGUGCCGGUGGACUAGAAACUCCCGCCAUUUCGACAAGGAAUUAACCUCUUGAUUGAUCCAGGUUACUUUUCGAAACACUUGCUAACGCUGUUAUCUGAGAACGAGAAGCGCUGACAGUACGAACAUGCCGCUAAUACGGUUGACUAAAAGAGAACAGGCCUAGUUUGCAAAGACUUGGGAUUGUUACGUUACAGCGCGCCAGACCUCCCGUUGAUCUGAGCUUUUGGCUGUUGCCGCGAGUUUGAUUUUAAGGUGAUUUGCAUCCUUUCAUGUCCAUCCUGAGGAGCUAAAAGUUCACCAACUAUACCAAGGGACAAGUCUGGCAAUCUGUUUUACAUUUAAGACACUGCGUGAAACCAGCAUGACACCGCUACGAGAGGAGAGAAGAAGGGUGCGAUGAGGCGGGUGGCAAGAAGCGCACUGUUAUUGUUUUGCAACGAGAUAGCAAUCCAGCCUGCUAGCUAGUGAGCUAGCUGCUACACGUUGAGUGCCGGGCCUGCCGGCUGUAACGUGAAGCGUGCUAAGAUAUUUCUGGACACACGGAUACAUGCUAAGGACAUUAUUGUAUACUAUUGCGCUAGUGUGUUGCUAGAAGUUUUAUUUUUUCCGGUGCCAUCUGUGGAUUUGAAAUGGCACCGCUUUUAGGCCGGAAACCGUACCCACUGGCUAAGCCGCUAGCCGAGCCACCAGGCCCGGGAGAGGAGGUCUACAUCAUCGAGCACACCAAGGAGGCCUUCAGGAACAAAGAAGAGUAUGAGGCACGCUUGCAGAGGUAUGGUGAGCGCAUCUGGACAUGCAAGAGCACUGGGAGCAGCCAGCUUACACACAAAGAAGCAUGGGAGGAGGAACAAGAAGUCACUGAACUGCUUCAAGAGGAGUAUCCCACGUGGUUUGAGAAGCCGGUCUUGGAGAUGGUCCACCACAACACAGUGUCUUUAGACAAACUGGUUGAAAUGGCCUGGGUGGAAAUCCUCACAAAGUAUGCUGUGGAUGAAGAGUGUGACUUCCUGGUGGGGAAGGACAAAACUUUGCAGGUGAAGGUGGUGAAGAUACACCCCUUAGAAAACCCAGAGGGCGAGACAGGGGAGAAGAAGCUUGAAGGCGCCUGUGACUCACCAUCCAGCGAUAAGGAGAAUGCAAGUCAGGAGAACCAGAGGAAGGAACCUCCUCCCAGAGAGGAGGAGAACAGGAGGGAGAGUCUCAGUGACAGAGCACGACGUUCACCGAGGAAACUACCCACUGCCAUGAAGGAAGAGAAGAAGAAAUGGGUGAUGCCAAAAUUCCUUCCUCAUAAGUACGACGUGAAGCUCAUCAAUGAGGAUAAGGUGAUCAGUGAUGUCCCAGUCGACAGUCUUUACAGAACGGAGCGCCCUCCAACCAAGGAGAUCAUGCGCUACUUCAUUAGGCAUUAUGCUCUGAGGCUUGGCAUGGGAGAGAGCGCUCCCUGGGUGGUUGAAGAUGAACUGGUUAAAAAAUUUAACCUCCCCAGCAAAUUCAGUGACUUUCUGCUUGAUCCACACAAGUUUUUAGCAGAGAAUCCUUCCACUAAACGUAAGAGCUUGACAUCUCCAGAGGGUAAACCUAGCAAGAAGCUCAAGACCUCUGACACACCAGGAGAGGAGUCAGGAAAUGAGAAGGGAGAGAAGAAAAAGAAAAAGAAGAAAGACUCGUUAGGCAUGCCCCUUUCUCCGACCAUUUGGGGCCACAUGCAGAAAAUAAAAAUGAAUGGCUCCCCACUUAAGGUAAAGAACUCAGGAACUCCAAAGAAAGGAGAAGGAAAAGGCUCGGCUCCCUCCACUCCAAAAUCAAGCAGAAAGUCUGGGGAAAAGAAAGAAGGAAAGAGAACUGGAAAGAGCGGCGAUAAGAAGCUCAACGUCCUCAAAGCUUCUAAAAAGGAAGGGAAAGCAGGCGCUAAGACACCGAAGAUGAAGCAGAUGACUCUGCUGCAUCUGGCUAAGAGCACUCCUGCUGGGAGCCCUAAGAAGAGAGCCCGUAGUAAUAGCAUGGGUACGCCUAAACUGGGGAAGCCACUGCACCCUAUGGCUCUGCAUCUCCUUCGUUACUAUAAGGAGAACAAAGGCAAAGAAGACAAAAAGAACUCCCUUUCCUCCCUCAUCUCCAAGGCUGCGAAAACCUUGUCCCCAGAUGAUCGGAACCGGCUGCCAGAAGAGCUCAAGGAGCUGGUGCAGAAACGCUGGGAGCUACUGGAGCAAAAGAAGCGGUGGGCGGCCAUGAGUGAAGAGGAAAGGCAGGAAGAGAUAAAGAAAAGGCGAGAGGAACUCAAAGAGAAACUGCGAGAAAAGGCCAAGGAGCGACGCGAGAAGGAGAUGCUGGUCCGCCGUGAACAAUCACGCAGAUAUGAGGACCAGGAGAUUGAAGGUGACAAGAGUCUGCCGGCGUUCAAACUCGUAGACAUGCCCGAGGGUUUGCCCAACACUCUGUUCGGUGAUGUGGCUAUGGUCGUGGACUUCCUUCACUGCUAUGCAGGGCUGCUGAUGCCGGAUGACCAGUAUCCCAUCACAGCGGUGGCUCUGAUGGACGCACUGGCUGGGGAGCGGUCUGGCUUCCUCUAUCUGAACAGGGUGCUGGUGGUGCUGCUUCAGACGCUGCUGCAGGAUGAGCUGGCAGAAGGUUACAGCGAGCUCGAUGUCCCCUUAUCUGAGAUCCCCCUGACCAUGCACUCUGCGUCAGAGCUGGCACGUUUGUGCUUGCGACCAUAUGACGCUCACGGCGAGGAGAGCGGCCAGGGCUCAGAGGACUCUGGUGCGCUGGGCGGCUUUGAUGACGUGGUGACCAGUGAGUUCUUGGAUAAGCUUGAGACAGUUGAGGUGUUUGAGCUGAGCCCAGAGGAGAAGGUCAGCCUACUGGUGGCACUGUGCCACCGCAUACUAAUGACGUACUCUGUUGAAGACCAUGUUGAUGCAAAGCAGCAACGGUCUGCUGAGCUGUGGAAGGAGCGUCUGGCAAUGCUGAAAGAGGUCAAUGACCGCAAGAAGGAAGAGAAGAAGAAGCGAAAGGAGAUGGAGGUCAAAGGUGAGAAAAAGAAAGAGGGGGCUGCUAAGAAGGAGAUCAAAAAAGAGGUAAAGGUGGAGCCGGAGCCAGAGCCAGACGACAUGAUCAGCUCAGUGAAGAGCCGGCGUCUGAUGGCCAUGCAGGCCAAGAAGGAGAAGGAGGAGAUGGACAGACAGAACAAAGAGCGCAUGGAGAAGGAGGCUGAAGAAGAGCGGAUGCGUAGACAGAGGGCUGCUACGGAAAGGGCCUUCCAGGAUGGUAUAACCAAAGCCAGGCUUGUCAUGCGCAGGACCCCGCUGGGUACUGACAGAAAUCACAACAGGUACUGGCUUUUCUCUGACGUGGUUCCUGGGCUGUACAUUGAGAAAGGCUGGGUGCACGAAAGCAUCGACUACAGCUUCACCCCUCCACCUGAGGACAAACCAGCUGAGCCUGAGGUAGAAGAGGAAGAGGAUGGUGGGUCGACCAUCACUCAGGAUUCACAAGGAGCUGAAAAGGAUGAGGGCAGCAUAGAUGGUGCGAUUAGUGAGGGAGCCCAGCAGGGGGCAGUAGCAGACAUCUGUAUAGAAACUACUGUUCCCAAGCAGGGACAGAACCUCUGGUUCAUAUGUGACAACACUGCUGAGCUGGAGGAACUAGUGGAAAGUCUUCAUCCUCAGGGAGUUCGAGAGAGUGAACUGAAGGCGAAGAUAAAAAGCAGAUACCAGGAAAUCCUCCACUCCAUCCAUCUGACCCGCAAGGGCAAGGUAGGCCUCAGGAGCUGUGAUGGCUACACGGAGCUGCUCAAAUACCUGCGCAGUGACAUACAGGAAAUAGCCUCGCGACUCCAGAAGGGAGGCUUGGGAUACCUGGAUGAUAACAUAGACAUCGAAGAUCAGUUGAACAACAUGGAAAGCUUGAAAGAGUUUGGCGAGUGCAUCAUCACUAUUCAGGCCUGUGUCAUCAAAAAGUUCCUGCAGGGAUUCAUGGCCCCCAAGCAGAAAAAGAAGAAAAAGCAAGGAGGGGAAGAAAACAGCAAGGCCGAAGAGGUGGACGAGGAGAAGAGACUGGCAGAAGAGGCCAGGGUAGCGACAGCGGUAGAGAAGUGGAAGACUGCUAUCCGAGAAGCCCAGUCCUUUUCCCGCAUGCACGUCCUGCUGGGAAUGUUGGACGCUUGCAUAAAGUGGGACAUGUCUGCAGAGAACGCUCGCUGCAAAGUCUGUCGCAGGAAAGGUGAUGAUGAGAAACUCAUCCUCUGUGAUGAAUGCAACAAGGCCUUCCACCUGUUCUGUCUGCGACCGGCCCUGUAUCGCAUUCCUAGCGGAGAGUGGCUGUGCCCGGCCUGCCAGCCCACCGUGGCCAGACGUGGCUCACGCUCAAGGAACUAUAACCAAGACACCGAUGAAGAAGAGGAUGAGGAGGAGUCUGAAGAGGAGUACUCUGAGGAAGAUGAAGAGGAGGAGGAAGAGAAUGACUACAAAGCCAUGGGACACAGCUUGAGACCAAGGAAGAAAAAUAAGCAGUCUUCGUCUCGGCAGAAAAGUUCAAAAAGUAAACCCAAGAAGCAGUCGUCUUCAAGUAGUCAGAACAACAAACAGAGAACUGGCCCCAACAGCCCUGCAGACAUUGAUGAACUGGUGCGACAGAGCGCUCAGUCAGGAGUAAGGAGGCAGGCGCUGGAGCUGGAGAGAUGUGAGGAAAUCCUCAAGAAACUGACAAAGUUCCGCUACAGCUGGCCUUUCAGGGAGCCUGUGUCUCCGGAUGAGGCAGAGGAUUACUUGGAUAUCAUCUCCCAGCCCAUGGACUUCCAGACGAUGCUGGGAAAGUUCAGCCAGGGCUCAUAUCGUAAUGCCCAGGACUUCCUGGAAGACUUGAAACUGGUCUUCUCCAACGCAGAGGAGUACAACCAGCAGGGCAGCACCGUGCUCUCCUGCAUGGUAAAGACGGAGCAGACGUUCACAGAGCUGCUCCAGAAGCUGCUGCCUGGCCUCAGCUACCUCCGCCGGCGCUCACGAAAACGCAUCAGCCGAGCCCCUGCAACAUCCGAGGAGGAGGAGGAGGAGGAGGAGGAAGAGCAGGAAGAGGAAAAAGAACCGAAGAAGAUGCAGAAUGGCAAAUCCAACAGGAAGAAAGCCAGAAAUGAUCGGGGACGGAGGGAUGAGGAAAGCGACAGUGAUGAGGAGGAUGAGGAUGAUGGCAGGAGGAGAAGUAAGCGGACCUCUGCCACCUCAGGCAAGAAGGAUUACAGGGAGCAGGAUAGCGAUGGCGAGCGGGACACACGGAGAACUCGUCAGCGGGGAGGCCGGGGUGACGCUGGGGGGGUUAGCAGCGAUGAGGACCAGUCCAGCCAGCAGCGACAUUCCAAGAGACAGAAACGCUCAUGAAGUCCAGUGUGCUUUUUUUGAAGGGGGGGUCUUUCUUUGCUUUAAAAUUUCUGUCCCGCUCUUCUAAAAAUGAUCAGGAGCCCCCCACGGUCUCCUCCUCCUCCAGCCAGCGGGACUUAAUCCUCAGAAGGACUUUUUUGUGUUAUUGAAUUUCUGUUCAUAUUUUGACAACGACAAAAGAAAAGUGAUUUAUAUUUGUAACAUGUUUAAUAUUGGUGAUGUUUUUUUCUUUGUUUGUUUUUUCAACCAAGAAAAAUGAGACAUUUGCGAUAACGGAGAGGUCCUCAUAGCUCUUACGACUCUUUUUGAUUUGAAUUUCAGUUCAAAGUUUGACAACCUCACACACAAGUGUAAUUUGACUUGAAAUGUUGUCCUUUGAACUGUUUGUUUUUUGGGGGUUUUUUUGCGCUCCCCAGACACCAGAACAGUGUAAUGUGAGAUCUGUCUUCACUCCUGACACACGUAGUCCAGCCAUCACUUUACUGGGGUGUUUUGGGAUAGUUAAAUCUAGCUGUAAAAUGUUUGUCCCUCACACAAGUCAAGUUGUUUUCAAUGACACAAAGUACUUCUUGUUAAAGAGAGACGAACUCCUCCGGGGACGUCUGUCUUGGUUUAAAAACAACGCUGAUGUGAAUUUUUCCUGACACCUGUAUCUCUUAUUACUAAGCAUCUUGACACCAAGAUUAUCUUUGGUCAAAUGCAAGUAUAUAGAUAAACAUGAUAGUAUUUUAGUAGAUGUAGUAAAAAAAAUAAAUAAAAAAUUCCAAUCCAGAUUUGUCAAAAGCUGGGUCGAGACUGCAGAUCACACAUGUAGUCACAACACUUUAGUGCUAAAACACAAGUUUCAUCUCAGCUCUUGGUGCCAUGAUGUUUUCAAAAAUAGGGGUCCGACUUUGGAGUCUCAUUCUUGGCGUGUAGAGCUGACCAGCCUCUCCUCCUCUGUAGUGCCCUGCCACUUUAAAAGAACCGGUACCUCAAUGUCAGUUUGCACUCCUCCUGUGUCAAGUGCACCUAUUAUGCCAGCAGCUGCAGGACCAUACUUUAUUGAAAUUAUGUGCAUAAACAUUUGUAAACAGUGUUUAAAAAAACAAAUAUGACGUUUGUUAAGAAAAUGGGCAUUUUUGAAUAUUUGAUAUUUUUUGCACAUUUUAUUUGGUAUUGUAAAUGACAACUUUGUUAGUCGAUCUUAAUCAUAUCCAAUAAAUCGCAAGUUGAAACCAGGGCUCUCCUAGUCGACGCGGAGAACAUGUUGGACUUAUUUUGCUUUUGUCACAGCAGAAAUGGUUGAACUCGUCACUUGUACAUUUUGUAAAAAAAAACACCUAAAGCCCCUGCCACUGAUUAAAAUAAUUUAGUGACAAACAUGUGGGUGAAAACUGCUCCUUCCCUGCGUGCCCUGGCUCAGUCACCAGGUGGCGCUCUAUUCCUGCAUUUUGAGUGCUUUUUUCCCCAGCAGUUCAUCGGCAGCAGCUGUUAGCUGGAUGGGUGUAACACCUGGCGUGCGUGCGUGCGCGCGUGUGCAGUGGUAUGAAAGGGCAUGGUGAGCUUCAUAGUGCUUGGAUGAAAACUGCUUCACCAAGUUUAUUAAAAUUUUGACUUGGACACCACACACUCACUAAACGAAAACUUUUCAAACGUGCUGAAAUUCUUGUAGUUUGUGGGGAGGUUGCCAGCUAUAUAUAUAUAGCUGCAUACAUACACACUGAUAUGGCAGUGGUUGGUUUGUCUGUACUGUGCUGUUCUCCUGUGUUUCUCUAGAGCGGUUAUCCAGACUUUACUGAUUUCAUUUGCGCUCCCCCCCAGCUUAUUAUUUUUUGUUUUAAUUCAGCUUUGUUCCUGACACGAUUAAUAAUUGUUAAAAUCACUUUUAUAAUUGUUUGACAUUUCAACGAACAAACGAAAAGGUUGGCUGCCCUUCUCAAGUUGAGACCUGACUGUAAAUGCUUUCUUUGUUCUUGGAGGAACUGCAAAAGUCUUUUACACUUCCUUUUUUUAUAUAUAUAUUAUAGUCUCUAAAGCUGGGUUUGGGCAGGUUCGGAGGAUUCACAUGUAAAGAAUUUCCAAUAAAGGCUAUGGAUGAAGACUGUA
This is a messenger RNA of Micropterus salmoides (largemouth bass), 7483 nucleotides long. RefSeq names its product bromodomain adjacent to zinc finger domain, 1B (gene baz1b). The transcript has 21 exons. The record is from RefSeq and is a predicted model, not a curated record. Bases 650 to 5395 code for a protein of 1581 amino acids. Gene Ontology annotation, cellular component: WICH complex. Gene Ontology annotation, biological process: chromatin remodeling. NCBI's taxonomy places the organism in Eukaryota, Metazoa, Chordata, Actinopteri, Centrarchiformes, Centrarchidae. Gene Ontology annotation, molecular function: histone H2AXY142 kinase activity; protein binding.